AUGGCGCUGAGCUUGGACGGCAGCUGGGAAGCAGCAGAACAUCUGAUCCCCGACGUAGGCCUCUUCCAUGAAAGCCAAUCCGAAGUAGCCGAUGCGCUCCUCGGUUUCUUCUCCGACCCUGUCGAGGCUUGUCGCCUCCCCAUCGACUCCCUCUUCGAUCGACCGGGCGAUGCCUACGACGACACAGGCCCCACCCUGCUCCCCUCACUCGUUCCACACCCCUGUUUCUCUGCACCCUCCGUGGUGUCCCUCCCUCCCGACCUUUACGCACCAAGCGACGAAUUCGAUCUCUACCACCGUCCGAAGCGGCCCAGGAGCUGCAACGAUCUGUGUCGCCCGUGGGAACUCAUGCCCGAGGCCAACUCCUGCAAUGUGGCCAUGCCUGCACCAGCCGUGACUGGCUGCCAGGUACCUGAGCUCUCGACGGAGUUCAUGGCCCCUCCUCUACCAGCAGUCGUGACACCGGCAUGCGACGGAGAGAGGAAGGCGGGUGGCGGGUGCUUGUCUGCGCAGAGCGUGGCAGCGAGGGCGCGGAGGAAGAGGAUCAGUGAGAAGACUCAGGAGCUCGGAAGGUUGAUCCCUGGCGGCAACAAGAUGAACACAGCUGAAAUGUUUCAGGCUGCCUACAAGUAUGUCAAGUUCUUGCAGGCACAGGUUGGGAUUCUCGAGCUCAUGGCCUCAAUUAAGGUACAAAAGACUCGUCUUCAGUACAUCCAAUCUCAAAGCUUUGCCAGCGAUGGAUUCAUUGGCCUUCAUAUGCAGGGCUGGAAUGCGCCACAGCAGGUGGAGCAAAAGCUUCGACUUCUUCUUGCAUCUACCGUUGUCCAAGAGAAGCUGUCAGGCGAAGGGCGAUGCCUCGUCCCGGAGCAGGCGAUCGAAUCCAUGUCCACGGGCCGGGACAUCGAAUCCGACAUGCUCAUAUCCAAGGAUCUCGAUCGCUUCAUCGAAUCGGUGGGACGAUCCAAUUAG
Messenger RNA from Musa acuminata AAA Group (dessert banana), 969 nucleotides. Its product is annotated as transcription factor bHLH52-like. Gene Ontology annotation, molecular function: protein dimerization activity; DNA-binding transcription factor activity. The transcript has a single exon. The record is from RefSeq and is a predicted model, not a curated record. Gene Ontology annotation, biological process: regulation of DNA-templated transcription. Bases 1 to 969 code for a protein of 322 amino acids. Lineage: Eukaryota; Viridiplantae; Streptophyta; Magnoliopsida; Zingiberales; Musaceae.